Messenger RNA from Acaulospora morrowiae, 525 nucleotides. The record is from the annotation of a GenBank genome assembly. NCBI's taxonomy places the organism in Eukaryota, Fungi, Glomeromycota, Glomeromycetes, Diversisporales, Acaulosporaceae.
CAGGAAAACGAAGGCAUUUUUCAACCAGAAUCUUCGAUGGUACCAAUUAACAGUGUGGAAGAUGAUGACGGUUAUAUUUUUGAGGAUAUACCCGAAGUUGAAUUGGCGUCUUCUUUGGAAGUGGAAGAAAUAGAUUACAAAAAUUUGUCAAACCUGGAUUCUACCAAACCAUCGAUUUCUACACUUGCUUCUAAGCAUUCACCUACUUAUUCAAGCAAAUCAAUGUUUACAUACAGCAAUCCUUUUGAUCUUUUGAAAAAAUCUCCACCACCCUCUCCUAACCGUGAUCCAGUGGUUCAUCACAGAAACUCUUCACCUCCGCAAAAGAAAGGAGAGUCUUCAAUGCAAAAAGACGGAGGUACGUCUUACAAACCUGAACAGUCUCUUCCGUUUCUUCCCGAGUUAUCCGCAUGGAAUGUACGUGCAAACAUAUUAUCCAGAGGUCAACCAAGUAAUAAUAUUCCGGAUGGUGUUAGACUUCCAAGAGGUGUUAUUCUGUACCGUACCGGAGAGCGAAACGAAAGA